Messenger RNA from Cantharellus anzutake, 340 nucleotides. RefSeq lists its product as uncharacterized. NCBI's taxonomy places the organism in Eukaryota, Fungi, Basidiomycota, Agaricomycetes, Cantharellales, Hydnaceae. The record is from RefSeq and is a predicted model, not a curated record. The transcript is spliced from 2 exons. Bases 73 to 291 code for a protein of 72 amino acids.
GCCUUGUUCGCAUACAGUGUAUCCCGUUAUAUUCUCCGUCAUGUGCCAACAGGGACAGUCACGGAGUUUAGAAUGAUACCCACACACGCAUAUUGUAUUGCGAUCCUGCCGACCAUGUUGAGAGUGGCAUUGCAAGCUGAGCUUCCCGCCAGAGAACUUGAGCUAUUGUCCUAUAGGCUGAUUGACCGAGCUUGCGAGACAAAGGGGUCAGAUUUUCUUUUCUGCAGAGAAAUCGUCACCCCGUGGGAAAUGGCCAACAUCGGAUCCGGCCAUUCGGCAAAAGCAGCCUAGUCGUGGUCUAUGCCUGUUGCUUCUUUCGAUGACAAAGUGGUCUGUGAAG